AUGUCAGCAACGCCUCGCAAGCCUGGAACCAGCGGCAGUUCCAGCAAAUCAUCGCCCGCAGAUCCGCAGCCAGCCAACGGGUCCACCACACGAGGGCAUGCACGCUCGCCCAGCGCCGCAACUAACGGUCUCAACCGCUCCCCCUCCUUGAGAAGCUCGCCUGUUUCUGCCCGCGCCGCCGCAAGAAAACCAGGCAGAUCAAACCUAAGCAUGUCCAACGUCCCGCGGAUGUCUAACGACCCAUCCGAGGAGGAGGCGCGAGCCCAAAAUGCGGCCUUGAUUGAGGAACUGCGGGAGCAGCUUCAGAAGGCUGAAACCGCCUCUGAGCAGUAUCAGAAACAACUCGGCGUCUUACAAAUGCGCUUGGAUGAAGCCGUUAGUGAACAAACCAAGCUGGAAGAUCAAGCUCAUGAGCGAGACACUCGGAUUGAAACACUCGGUACCGAGAUCCGGGAGCAGGCCCGCCAAAUUCGGGAUCUCGAGCAGCAUCAUGAAAUGGAGCGGAAUGCGAUGCUUCAGGAGAAGGAGCAGCAGGCCAGCAAGGAAGAAGAGUUGCAGGCGACCAUUCAACGGUUGAAAGAGUCGGUGGCGCAGAAGGAUAUGCGCAUCAAUACUGAAGGUGACCGCCAUCAGGUAUCACGAUCUUCGAGCUUCCGCAAUCGAGCAUCUCCAGAUCUGGAUGCACAAUUUGCUCCUUCUUCCCAUCUCGAGCGCAGCCCCUCCCGUAAUAAUUCCAACCUUCUCCUCCAGAAAGACAAAUUGAUAGAAUCCUUGCGCUUGGAAUUGGCUGAGUCGCAGAUCAAACUUGUGGAGAUGGAGAAUAAAGGCGGAGGUCGGCAGCGUGAGUUGGAGAAGGAGCUUUUGGAAGCACGCAUGGCUAAUGCACGUCUUAUGGAAGAUAACGAAAGUUAUCAGCUUCUUCUCAGCGAGAAGACGCUCACCGGUGAUUUCACCAAAGGCGACUUCAUGCGAGAUGUUCACCCCGGGAAGAAUUCCAGCAGCGGGCUAGGCUCCUUGGCUGACGAACUCGAAUCGGUGGAUGAAGAAGCGGCUGAAGGAGACCCAGGCCGCAAGGCCGAUGGUGAGCUCAAGAGUCUCAGGGACCAAAACAAAGCCUUGACACUCUACAUCGAACGUAUCAUAAGUCGUGUCCUGCAGCAUGACGGUUUCGAACAUGUUCUGGAUCGAAAUGACGACGACGAAGAACCGAAAACCGCCACGGGAGCAGGUGGUGAAAAAGACUUGCCCCCAACACCCCCCGAGAAGGAUGAUAAUGCUGCUCAAACAUUCCUGCAGCGGGCCAAAUCUGUGGUAUCGGGCCAAAGCCCGCGGUCCCACCCCCAACCCCGAUCUCGCCCAACCAGCAUGAUGCCUCCACCUUCUAUUCCGCACAGUCAUGCACAUGAGAAUCCGGAAACCGCCCCCAGUAUUCCACUCCGUGCCCAGUCAGUCAGAGCUAGUCAUCGUCGAGCCCGCUCUGAGCAGGUCGACCCCAAUGCCGCUUCUGUCGUCGGGCACAUGUAUCGUGGAAACGGACCCAUGAGCCCUACCCCAAUGGGGCCUGGAUCACGCCAGAGUAUGUUCUCCGGUGCUCCCAGCUACGUAUCUAGCAUGAGCCGGGCCCCAUCAAUGUCCAGUCAACCCGAUCGAGCAGGCCGCAGUAGCUCCCCAAGUGUUACCAGUGAUGCGCUUGGAGAUACGUCUUCCACAGGAGCAACUUCCAGCCCUCCUCGUUCUAGUAGCGGCAUGACCAACUAUACGGGUGCUGUCAUGACGCAGAAUAAGCUGCGGCCCCUGCGUCUUGUCAGCGACGCGGCCAAACUCGAAGAAGAGGAGGCUGCCCGCAAAAAGGCCAACCGUGCGAGCUGGAUUCCAGGUUGGUUUAACAAACCCAACCCGGAGGAACAGACUCAGCUUUAA
Messenger RNA from Penicillium angulare, 1920 nucleotides. RefSeq lists its product as uncharacterized. NCBI's taxonomy places the organism in Eukaryota, Fungi, Ascomycota, Eurotiomycetes, Eurotiales, Aspergillaceae. The transcript is spliced from 2 exons. The coding region runs from base 1 to 1920 and encodes 639 amino acids. The record is from RefSeq and is a predicted model, not a curated record.